This is a messenger RNA of Candidozyma duobushaemuli, 1599 nucleotides long. Its product is annotated as diacylglycerol O-acyltransferase. Gene Ontology annotation, biological process: triglyceride biosynthetic process. Gene Ontology annotation, cellular component: endoplasmic reticulum membrane. Gene Ontology annotation, molecular function: diacylglycerol O-acyltransferase activity. NCBI's taxonomy places the organism in Eukaryota, Fungi, Ascomycota, Pichiomycetes, Serinales, Metschnikowiaceae. The record is from RefSeq and is a predicted model, not a curated record. The transcript has a single exon. Bases 1 to 1599 code for a protein of 532 amino acids.
AUGGCCGAAGAAGACUUGAGGCAUCGCAAGCCGCAGAUCCAAAAACGCCCCGUGGACAAGACCAACAAGAAGAAGAAGAAGAAGAACCUCAUCAAUGUGGCUCCCUUGGACACUCCAUUGCAUCGUCGUUUGGAGACGCUCAGUGUCAUGUGGCACACCGUGCUGAUUCCCAGUUUCUGCUGCUUGUUCCUCUUCAUUUUGUAUCUCGGCUGGCUCUCAUGGUUGAUCAUUGUGAUCCCUUACUUCAUAUGGCUCUACGGCUUCGAUCUCCACACCCCCACCAACGGCAAGGUCGUUUACCGUGUGCGCGAUGGCAUGAGAAACUUGAUCCUCUGGCGCUGGUUUGUCAAUUACUAUCCUAUCAGGGUUCAUAAAAAGUGCGAGUUGGAGCCCACGUUCACCACUGAGGAGGUUCUCGAGACUACGCCAGACGACGAGGAAGACUUAAUCUCGGAGAAUGCACGCACUGCGUUGGAUCGCUUCUUCAAAUUCCUCGGUCUUCGUAAGCGCUUGAACGAUUCUGACACUUCUACACCCGUUAAUGAUGAGGACGAUGCUCACAGUACAGACUCCAAGACUUCUUCCACCGUUCAGAGAACUCGUAAGGUUGCAGAUGGCCCUCGGUACAUCUUCUGUUACCAUCCUCAUGGGGUGAUCUCGAUGGGCGUCAUGGGCUUGUUCGCAACCAAUGCUUUGCGCAAUCAACCAUACCUGCCGCCAGCUAAGUUCUUGAAGCCAUUGUUCCACGAUCCCUCGAAGCACAAAGAGCUUUUCCCAGGGAUUGGUCAUGUUUUCCCUCUUACGCUCACCACACAAUUCACGAUCCCGAUUUAUAGAGAUUAUCUCUUAUCUUUGGGUCUCACAAGCGCUAGUGCUAAGAAUAUCAAGAGUGUGAUUAAGAAUGGUGACAACUCGGUUUGCCUUGUCAUUGGAGGAGCUCAAGAAUCAUUGUUAAACGAUAUGGUCGGUCAAAAUCUGCGUGUGGGAGUGGGCUACCAGGGCCAUGACUCGGAUGACGAGGAAUCCAGUGAGCUGAGGCCAAAGAGGCAGAUCAAGUUGGUGCUCAACAAGCGUAAGGGUUUCGUUAAAAUUGCCAUUGAGCUCGGUAACGUCUCUUUGGUCCCCACAUUUGCAUUUGGUGAAGCUGAUAUCUAUAGGCUUGCAAAGCCAAAGGAGGGUUCUCUCUUCCACGCAUUUCAGCUCGGUCUCAAGCGUUUGACCUCAUUUACCUUGCCCUUCUUCAGUGCAAGAGGUGUGUUCAUCUACGAUUUUGGCUUCUUGCCUUUCCGUACACCUAUCAACAUUUGUACUGGAAGGCCUAUUUAUGUUCCAGCUGGUUUGGUGCUGCAGAAUCCAGAUGAGCCUACUGAUGAAAAAUCAUCAGGCAAGUCAGAGGAGUCCAAGACGUCUCUGAGCAGUGACUCUCGCUUCUCCAUGUUCAAGGGCAAGGAAAAACCCAAGAAACGGAGCAGACCUCACAUUAGUCAAGAGCUCCUUGACCAUUAUCAUGGAUUGUACAUUGAAGAACUCAAGAAAGUCUACGAGGAAAACAAGCAUCUCUAUGGUUAUGGAGACGUGGAGCUUGUUAUUGUCGAGUGA